CCGGCGGAAAAGGUCAGCCCCGAAGCCGCCCGCCGAGGCUCGGCAAGAAGAAGAAGGAGGCGGCGGCGGCGGGGCCGAGUUGCGCCGAGGGAAAAAGGGCGCGGAGGAGGGAGCCCCGGAGCAGCCAGGCGGAGGGAGGGAAUUGGCUGUAGAAGAGUUUGCCUGGAAGAAAGAAGGCUGUUACUGAACCCUUCUGCUUUGUCUUCCUUCUCUUGGGGAGUGUCCAAGGCCUUCUUGCUUUUUCACUGAUGAUGUUCUGAUCUCCUCUGCUCUGUUAGAACAGCUUCUGAAAGGGGCAAGUACAACGAUAAGACUUAUAGAAAACAAAGAAGGAUACAGAAGCAACGGAUGGACCUGCAUUCACAGUAGGGACAUGAGAAUUUUCAUAAGAACUGAAAAAUGGUAAGGAAGAUGUGAAGUUAACUCCAAAAGCCUCAGGAACCUGAUCUGCAAGCACCAUCUUUCCUGACUGUUUAUUUAGUGGGAUAUGUCUCCUUCUGUUCACCUGGCAUUCCACGUAGGUCUGCUUGCUCUGUUGCAUUCCAGAACUGAGGUCAGAGAAUGAUAUGGAAUCUCAGUAAAUGUGAAGUGAGUAACUCAUAACCUCAAGAAACAUACCAGUUGUUCAAAGUAUAAAGCAUCUAAAGGCCAGAGAGGAGAUCUUCCCUGAGUACAGUGCCCAUAAACAGAAAUAAAGCUGUCUCCUCCCUCCCUCUCUCCCUCUGUCUCUGGUCUCAUCUUAAUUUCUAGAGGCUGGUGUCUCAGCUACAAACCAACCAAGAGACAACCUGUAUAUUGCUAGAACUUGGUCUCUAAGCUGGAAGAUUUAAGGACUACAAUGGAAGAGAAUGUGUUCAGUGUACAACAGAUUCAGCCCAAUGUCAUCUCAGUAAAACUCUUCAAGCGCAAGGUUGGAGGUCUUGGGUUCCUGGUGAAGGAACGCAUCAACAAGCCACCAGUAAUAAUCUCCGACUUAAUCAGAGGAGGCGCAGCUGAACAAAGUGGUCUAAUUCAGACUGGGGACAUUAUCCUAGCGGUCAAUGGAAGGCCCCUGGUGGAUAUGAACUAUGACACUGCUCUGGAAGUCCUGAGGAGUAUUGCUUCGGAAACCUAUGUUGUACUUAUCUUAAGAGGCCCAGAGGGUUUCACCACUCACCUGGAGACAACUUUCACUGGUGACGGGACACCAAAAACUGUCCGAGUUACCAGACCCCUGUGUGUGACUCCAACUGUGGUUGACCUACCAUCAGACCCAAGUAUCCACGUCAAAGAUAAACAGGAAAGUACAGACCACACAAUGGGUGGCUCUGUCAGUUCUCGCUGUGCCCGAGAGAAUGGACCAGGAGAUGAGACUUCAGUGCAUGUCAAUGGGAUGGUUGCCAGCACUGUUGCCAGGGAUGCUCUGAAAGGAACUGGGGAGGUUUCUGAUCACUGUGUUAAUGGCAGCGUUGAAAACAGUGAAUUGCUGAAGGAGAUUGAGCCAGUCCUGGACCUUCUGAAGAGCAACAGCAAGGAAGUCAAUGGAGACCUACAACGCAAGAUGGAAACAAAAGAUGUAGAAGUUCAGGUGGACAGUAUGCAAGAAGUAGACCAAAAGUCACCAAAGGCAUUGCCAGCUGGCAUGGAGAAUGAGCGAGUCUUCAGUGACCUGUGGGAAAAGACUGAGACAUCCACGGGAGUGAGCAACACCACAUCCGAGAAGGACCAGAUGCCACCCUCAGGACGGCAAUCACCAAACAAGACUUUGGUGAAUGGAAGCCCUUCCAAGUGCCCACGCUUUGCAAAAGUGAGGAACUGGGAGAGUGGCUCUGUGCUGAAUGAUACUUUGCAUCUAAAGAGUACCAUGGUGACACCCUGUAGUGAGCAGGUCUGUAUGGGCUCCAUUAUGAUACCUUCCCAGCAUGUCCGAAGGCCGGAAGAAGUCAGGACAAAAGAGCAGCUGCUUCCACUGGCUAAAGAAUUCAUUGAUCAGUACUAUUCCUCAAUCAAGAGGUUUGGCUCCAAGGCCCACAUAGAGAGGCUGGAGGAAGUGACUAAGGAGAUUGAAGCUACUGACACUUACCAGCUGCGAGAUACAGAGCUGAUCUAUGGAGCCAAGCAUGCCUGGCGCAAUGCUUCCCGUUGUGUGGGCAGGAUUCAGUGGUCCAAGCUUCAGGUGUUUGAUGCCCGUGACUGCACCACUGCCCAUGGGAUGUUCAAUUACAUUUGCAACCACAUAAAGUAUGCCACUAACAAAGGGAAUCUCAGGUCUGCCAUCACCAUAUUCCCCCAGAAGACAGAUGGCAAACAUGACUUCAGAGUCUGGAAUUCCCAACUGAUCCGCUAUGCUGGUUACAAGCAAAUGGAUGGCACCAUCCUGGGAGACCCAGCUAAUGUGGAGCUGACUGAGAUCUGCAUACAGCAAGGGUGGAAAGCACCAAGGGGCCGCUUCGAUGUCCUGCCACUCCUUCUCCAGGCCAAUGGCAAUGAUCCAGAGCUUUUUGAAAUCCCACCUGAGCUAGUGCUGGAAAUACCAAUAAGGCACCCCAAGUUUGCCUGGUUUAAAGACUUGGGGCUGCAGUGGUAUGGCUUACCAGCAGUUUCCAACAUGCUGCUUGAAAUUGGAGGCUUGGAGUUCUCAGCCUGCCCCUUCAGUGGCUGGUAUAUGGGCACCGAGAUUGGUGUCCGUGAUUACUGCGACAACUCUCGCUACAAUAUCCUAGAGGAAGUUGCCAAAAAGAUGGACUUGGAUAUGCGGAAAACCUCAUCACUCUGGAAGGACCAGGCACUGGUGGAGAUCAACAUUGCUGUCCUAUACAGCUUCCAGAGUGACAAAGUGACCAUUGUGGACCAUCACUCCGCCACUGAGUCCUUCAUCAAACACAUGGAGAAUGAAUAUCGCUGCCGGGGAGGCUGCCCUGCAGAUUGGGUGUGGAUUGUUCCGCCAAUGUCUGGAAGUAUCACUCCUGUUUUUCACCAGGAAAUGCUCAACUACAGGCUCACACCUUCCUUUGAGUACCAGCCUGAUCCUUGGAACACACACAUCUGGAAAGGUCUCAAUGGUACUCCCACCAAGAAGAGGGCUAUCGGCUUUAAAAAGCUGGCCAAAGCUGUCAAGUUCUCUGCCAAGUUGAUGGGGCAGGCAAUGGCGAAGAGGGUCAAGGCCACUAUCCUGUAUGCGACAGAAACAGGGAAGUCCCAGGUCUAUGCAAAAACCCUGUGUGAAAUCUUCAAGCAUGCCUUUGAUGCCAAGGUGAUGUCAAUGGAUGAGUAUGACAUUGUCCAUCUAGAACAUGAAACCCUUGUGCUGGUGGUCACAAGCACCUUUGGCAAUGGAGAUCCACCUGAGAAUGGCGAGAAAUUUGGCUGUGCCCUGAUGGAAAUGAAGAAUCCCAACUCCAACCUGGAAGAGAGCAGGAGCUACAAAGUACGUUUCAACAGCGUCUCCUCGUAUUCAGAUGCUCGGAAAUCCUCAACUGAUGGGCCGGAAGACAGGGAUAACUUUGAGAGCACUGGUCCUUUGGCCAAUGUCAGAUUCUCCGUCUUUGGUCUCGGGUCACGGGCGUACCCCCACUUCUGCGCCUUUGCUCGUGCUGUGGACACACUCUUGGAGGAGCUGGGAGGGGAGCGUAUCCUGAGGAUGGGUGAGGGAGAUGAACUCUGUGGACAGGAGGAAUCCUUCCGGACAUGGGCCAAGAAGGUCUUCAAGGCAGCAUGUGAUGUGUUCUGUGUGGGCGAUGAUGUCAACAUUGAGAUGGCCAACAACUCCCUUAUCAGCAAUGACCGGAGCUGGAAACGGAGCAAGUUCCGCCUGACGUAUGUGGCUGAGGCUCCUGAAUUGACACAAGGCUUAUACAGCAUUCAUAAAAAAAGAGUCUUUGCAGCCCGUCUUCUGAACCGUCAGAAUCUACAAAGCCCAAAAUCCAGCCGCUCCACAAUCUUUCUGAGGCUCCACACCAAUGGGCACCAGGAGCUGCAUUAUGAACCCGGAGACCACUUGGGUGUUUUCCCAGGCAACCAUGAAGAUCUGGUCAAUGCCUUGAUUGAACGGGUGGAAGAUGCACCUCCCACCAACCAGCUGGUGAAGGUGGAACUGUUGGAAGAAAGGAGUACAGCUUUAGGUGUCAUCAGCAACUGGACAGAUGAGAACCGCAUUCCACCCUGUACCAUCUUCCAGGCAUUCAAAUAUUAUCUGGAUAUAACCACCCCUCCCACACCGAUCCUGUUGCAACAGUUUGCCUUAUUGGCCACCAGUGACAAAGAGAAGAAGCGCCUUCAAAUUCUUAGCAAGGGUCUGCAGGAAUAUGAAGAGUGGAAAUGGUCUAAAAACCCCACAAUGGUUGAAGUGCUGGAAGAGUUCCCAUCUGUACAGAUGCCCUCCACCCUCCUACUGACUCAGCUCCCAUUGCUCCAGCCUCGCUACUAUUCCAUCAGCUCUUCCCCUUACAUGUACCCUGAUGAGGUCCACCUCACAGUAGCUGUGGUCUCCUAUCGCACCAGAGAUGGGGAAGGGCCAAUACAUCAUGGGGUCUGCUCUUCCUGGUUCAACCGGAUACAGGAGGAUGAAAUAGUGCCAUGUUUUGUCAGAGGAGCUCCUGGAUUCCACAUGCCCCAAGAUCCACAGGUUCCUUGCAUCCUGAUCGGUCCUGGGACAGGGAUUGCUCCUUUCCGGAGCUUUUGGCAGCAGCGACUCUUUGAUAUCAAAAACAAAGGUCUGAAACCUUGUCCCAUGACACUGGUUUUUGGCUGCCGCCAGUCCAAGAUUGACCACAUUUACAAAGAGGAAACUUUGCUGGCCAAAAGCAAAGGUGUCUUCAAGGAACUGUUCACAGCUUACUCCCGGGAGCCAGAAAAACCAAAGAAAUAUGUGCAAGACAUCCUGCAGGAGCAGCUGGCAGGAUCAGUUUACAAGGCACUGAAGGAACAAGGAGGCCACAUUUAUGUCUGUGGUGAUGUCACCAUGGCUGGAGAUGUUCUCAAGACCAUCCAGAGCAUUGCGAGGCAGCAAGGAAAGCUGACAACUGAGGAGGCCAGUACUUUCAUCAGCAAGCUAAGGGAUGACAACCGAUACCAUGAGGAUAUAUUUGGAGUCACUUUGCGCACAUACGAAGUGACUAACCGCCUACGAUCUGAGUCGAUUGCACACAUCGAGGAGAGCAAGAAAGACACGGAUGAGGUGUUUUGUUCCUAACCUUGAGUAACCGUUGCCCAAGAUGGGAUGCCAAGCCCUGGCCAGUCAUAGCAGCUCCUGCUGCACUGUUCCAGCCCAAUGGGGGGUCUGGAUCCUGUACUGACACAUCCACAUCCGCUCCUUUUCUCCAGGGACUCCACGGCCCAUGGCAAAAGCUCUUCUGUGUCUCGUCCUGUUAUUGUGUCCUGAUGGAUGUGUGUUGGCCAGCGCGCAGAUGGUGACAGAGGAGAUGGCGACGAAGCUGAUGUUGCUCCCCUCACACACCUCUCCUUGCAUCCUGUGGCAGUUUCUUUUCUCUCCAUGUGCCAUUCUCUGGAGUUCCCUCGCUAAAGCGUGAUGGCUUUUCUCAACCUGCAGUGGCUCUUAUACACACACACACACACACACAACUCACAACUUUGUUCUUCCUCUUGUUAAUGACAAGGACUUGGGGGGGUUGUUUUGCUUUUUGGAGGCUGCAUGAAAUCACUACCUAAGCAAUCAUCAUCUGUAUCUUUCAGUGUUCCAUGGGGGGUGGGGGAUCAAGGAUAGCAGCAGAGAAAUGUGGAGUUGCCAUCUAGUUUGUCAAACUCUUUGCUUCAAGCAAUGGGUCAUAUUCCCACCUCCGCCACUGUUCAUUGUCUGCACUCUGGCAGGAGGAAGGUGGGGAGGGGGUGAAUGGCUGCCCUGUGCAGUCUCUCUGUCCUCUACAAAGUGAGACUGGUCUCUCUUGGACAGGUCACAAUGUCACCUUCAUCAGCAUGCUGUGUUCUGGUUGCACUGUCUUAAUGUUACUGCCUUGCCCCUUUCUCCUUUUCCUGUCCCGGCUGAGUUCUCAACCCUGUGCAGUGUGCUUGUGUACAGUGGAUUUAAUGGUGGUGCUGGGGUCUUCAGAUCGGGGUGGGCAACUCUGACCCACCCCAGAUUUUUCAGACUACAACUUACAUUGUCUUUCACCAUUGCCUGUGCUAGCUAGGGCUGAAUGAAGUUGUAAACCCCUCCUUCCAAAAAAGGAAAGUAAAAAGCAACUGGGAGGCUCCAGUUGCUCACCCUGCUUUACAUUGUCAUGUAUAUUGUUUCACUUGCUUCAAAGUGAGGUAAGCCAGCUCCGCUGCAUCUGCUCCCUGCUCCUCCUGUUUAUUCGGCCGAGUAGGACCCUAGACUUCAUCCCCAAAAUCCAGCCUUAAUGGCACCACUCUUUGAAGGUUGCAAAGGUAAGCAGACUUUCGCAGACAGGCUACCAGAAAGCGACUGUGGACCAUGCCCUGCCUUUCAGAGUCUUUGUACAUAGGAGAGCCUUCUAGGGGUUUUGCUCGCUUAACGUCAUGGGAUGGAUGUAUUCUUUUUCCCUUAAAAAUCAUGGUGCCAAAGAACCAUCUCUGCAUAGGCCUGACCCAAGACAUAUUGCAGUCUGAAGUCAACGGGCCCCAUUCCUGCCCAGUCAAAAAGCAUAGAACUUAGAUCAAGUUAUUUUAGGAUGUGUGGCAACAGUAAAAGCAUGGUAGUUAAUAAAUAAAAACUGAGUGCCUUUGCAUGACACCCAUAAUCAGCGGCAUCAGGCAGCCCCCUCGCUCUUGGGAAAAGAUUAAGCAAUCCUUUCCACUGAAGAGCCAUAUAGACAAGGGGAAGGCCAUUCUGACUCUCCAGUGGAGAACAAUCAUGGGAGAAACAGUUCAACAGCAUUUAAAAGGAUUCAGAUCCUUCAUCCCUGGUCUACAACAUCCCUGUCUUGCCAGAGAUACUACAUAUUAUGCAGGGAGGAGGGCAGGGGCAUUGCUAGGCCUGGUCUCAUAGGGUUCAGGGCCUAAAUCUGUUUCCCCAAACCCUGAGUGUCCGUUGGUGCCGACUGAAGUUUUGUGUAAGCUUGUCAAGGAGCCAGGGUUCAGGGGAAUGUCUGCUGAGGAAGGGUAGCUUUAUCCUACUUCCAACAUUCUGUAGGGACAAGAUGUGGAGGAGAAGAAACAGAGAGAAAUGAAUGGAAGACGAAAGAAAAGCCUUCUUUAUUGCCCUCCUAAAAGCUUUAAUAAUUUAAAAAGAAGGCACCCCAAGCUUGUGAACACAUCCCGGUCAGGGGGCAAUAUGGAUUAUCUUGGCUCUUCUGUGUCUUCUGUGAUAGUAAGCAUGGUCCUUCCUAGCAGAAUCCUAGAGACCUCAAGGGCCAUCAAGUCCAACCCCGCUGCCCUGCAGGAAUAAGUUUGAUAAACUUAUUUUGAGGAGAGUAUAGGUCCCAGAAUCCCCCAUCUAGCUUAACUGGUGCCCAUUGUGGGUGGUACAUUUUUGGAAUUGUAGUCCAAAAUGUAAGUUUCCCAUGCUCCCUACCUUUCUCUGCUUGUGAUAGUAGGUGUGUAUUGGUGGAGUGGGGUAUCCAUCACACCCUGUUUGUUUGUUUGUUCGUUCAUUCAUUCAUUCAUUCUCUCUUUCUCAGAUACUCACUAACUUGAUUGAUGUCCAUGAUCACAUGAUGUAUGGAAAAAUGAGCGCUAUCUCAAUGAUUCAUAAAAAAUCCAGGACAUUCUCAACUUCCCUAGAUGAUAGAUCUUCCAGCUGUAAUGACACAAAGUUAAACUCUGAACUACAUUUUCAGGACACGGUUGCAAACUUUUAGUGGCAAAUUCACUAAUAUGCCACAGUAAAACACCUUUGAGUCCUAAUCUGACCUUGAGUGAGUAUAAAUGCUGCCCAGUCUUCUUUUUGAAGAAUUUGUCAAUCACGAUAGCAGAAACACAUGUACAUUUCAGCUUAGAUACCUGAGGUAGUUUAUAAAAGGGAGAGCAUUUUUUGAGUAUAGUGAGUAAAGCUAGAUGGGGCUAUAAACUUAUUUUAUCUCUCUCAAGGCCCUUAAGAACUGAGAAUUAAACAUUGGCUGGACAGAGUUUGAAAAGGUGAGGGAACGUCCUCUUGGGGUUGUAAAUGUUGUAUAGAUUCCUUGGUAGCCCCUUGGAGGACAUGCCUUUUCAGUAGAAUGUGUUGCUGUUGUGAUAAACUCUGGCUGGGUUUAGUUAUGGCACUUUGAUUCAGGCAGUAAUCCUAUAGAUGGUUAAAUGGGAGAAAACCCCACUGUCCACAGUGGAACCUAAUUCUGAGUAAAUGUACAGAAGGUUGCACUGACAGUAAAUGCAAGGCAAAGCUGAUAGAGGGUGAUUUAAAAAAGAAAACAAAAUGAUUCAUUAUCGCAAUCUUUUAGCGUAACCUAGACCUGGUAAGAUCAAAAUAUACCACAUUCCAGUUCAAUCCAAAUUCUACACAUUCCCAAAGUCCUGAUUGUAUCAUGCUGGGGUUGUCAAAGAAUACAUGCAGCUUAUUGCCUUGCAAAAAGUGAACUGCCACACUAGCUUGACAUCAUUUGCUGCAUCAGGUUAGCCAGACAUGCUCAAAUACUUAGAAUACUUUGCCCAAGCAGUUACGUGGGCGAGUACAACUGGAUGUCUGGACUGCAUGUCAGUUUAUUGUGAGUUUAACACAAAGAUGCAUGUGUAUGUUUGUUUCCCUUAUCUAUCUCCCCAUGUGGAUUGCUGGAGCUGAAAAUGUAAGCAGCAGAUGCACAAGAACAAAAAAACUUUUUUUUUUACAACAGACAAAUUUAGUGAGGCUCAGCUGUAAACUUAUCUAAUAAAUGGCUCAGUUGUUUGCCAUGCUUGGAGACAUAUCGUGGCAUGGCAUGCUUUGAGAAACAGCUUGUGCGUCAGUGGAAUGUUAGAAGAUACAAUUUUGUGUCCAUUUAACUGCUGAAUAAAUGCCUUCAUCUGGCUCUCUUUAUUGCAUUUCAAUUGGUCCUCAUAGAUUUUGCCUGUUGCAUUUUUUCCCCUUAAAAUGUAAUCGACCACUUUUGGGGCCAGUCCAGGGAUGGGAAAACAUGCAGCCCUCUGCAUGACUGCAACUCCCAGCAGCCAUAGCCAGCCCAGCCAAUGGUGAGGGAUGUUGGGGUUUGUAGUCCAACAACAGACUUACCACACAAAACUAAAAAAACAGAAUUUUAACAUGAUAAAAGUGUCUGGCUGGUACUUAUCACAUGGCAUCAUGUCCAUCCUGCUGCUCCCUUGCAUUCACUAAUGAAGUGUGCCAUUUUUCAUUAUGCUCUCAUUCUCAUUGCUACUCCAUUACUGCCUUUGUGCGAUGGGUCCCUUUUGCAACAGUUCCAUUUCUCAGGCAGACAUAUGGUGUGCAUGGGCAUGAUUCUGCUCCUCUCCCCUCUUGCCUUUGCAGCCAUUGCAUCCAUCAGUUUCUUCCCCAAGCCUGCUGGCAGUUGGGAUGACUUGUCCGUGGCUUCCUCCAGAAGCGUGGGGCUGCUGUAUGGCUGUUCAUGCUUCAGGGGGAAGACACAGAAACCAUUGCUGCCAACAACUUCCCAAAGUUGGGAAGCUCAGUGCUUUCAGAGAAGGGAGAAGCAGCACAUUCACACAAGCAGGGUUUGGCAGUGCAAAAAAAGACCAUGGGUCGCCAGACCACUAUUGUGGGGGAAAGUGUGAUAAAUGAUGCCAAACUGAUCUGCUUCCAUUCUUAAACUAGCACAAUUGUAGCAGGACAACAGGCUGGUAUGAUAAAGUCCAAUAUCUGGAGGGCUGCAUGACUCCCAUCCUUGCCUAGUCCCUGUCUUCUUGUGUAACUCUUGGCUCUGGUUUCCCCCCAUGCUUGCUUUGUAUAAAAGAAAGUGCACUCUCAUCUCAUGGCAGAGGCUUUUCUCCUGGCACUGCAGAAAAUGAACGAAAGAGGCAUCUUUGUUCAAUGAGCUGAUGCUUAUGUUUUGUCAGUGGAUGCUGCUGUAAUGCUUAACUGUGCAGAUGGUGCUAUAGCAGUACCUAGUGGCAGAAUACAAGCAUUGCAGUUGAGUGAUUGUAACUAUUUUAAAAAAUGAAAAGCUAUGCCAUUUCUAGUGCAGAAAAGCAUUCAUAAUUAAAUAGAAACUUGCUCCUUUUACCUUUAUCAGAUAAUGGCAACCAUGUGUUUUGGUUGUACAAACUUGUCUCUGCUCCCUCACAUGCGCUUUGGCCGGUUAACUUCAAGUGCUCUGAUGAUGAUGUGAGAUGAACAGCUGUAUAUAUGUUUCUGCCUACGCAGGGCUGCGACUUAAUAUGGGUGAGCAACAUUUGGAAAUCUAGAGGUCUCCCAAGCAUCCAAGCUGUGGAUCCUUCCUUGCUAACAUGACCAUUUUUCAUUCCUUUCCCUUUCAGCUCAGCGCCCUUGUGUCACUGUGCCUUCUUUGUUAUUUAUUUGUUAAUGGGUAUUUUUGUUUGUUUGUUUGUUUGUUUUUGAGUCACUGCCAUACAUCAAAAGCUGAUGAACAAAUCACAGUUGCAUUUCCUUGCGUGGAUGGGCAGUGCAAUUCAGUUUGUAAUGUUUUGAUACACUGCACAAAUGUCUGUUUCUUGGGUGUGAGGGAGGGUGGGAGCUGUAUUUGAUCAUAUCAGUGCUUUAAGCGGUCGGAAAUCUUUUAUGUUCCUUUACCUCCAAGCUCUUGAUGCUGCCAAGUCGACACCAUUUGUACAACAUGCUCAGCACCUCUCUCAUGGACUGACUCCUGCUCUUGUUUGCGAGGUAUCUACACUGUUCUAAAGCAUGCACCUCCUUUCUGUAUAGUUCGGAUCUUCUGAUUUUAUGGAAUAAAAAUACUUAUGCCUGUUUGCAUUGCAAUCAAUUAAAAAAGUGAA
Messenger RNA from Sceloporus undulatus (fence lizard), 10794 nucleotides. RefSeq names its product nitric oxide synthase 1 (gene NOS1). Lineage: Eukaryota; Metazoa; Chordata; Lepidosauria; Squamata; Phrynosomatidae. The record is from RefSeq and is a predicted model, not a curated record. Bases 839 to 5170 code for a protein of 1443 amino acids. Gene Ontology annotation, molecular function: FMN binding; calmodulin binding; flavin adenine dinucleotide binding. Gene Ontology annotation, biological process: nitric oxide biosynthetic process. The transcript is spliced from 31 exons.